Messenger RNA from Thlaspi arvense, 1234 nucleotides. The record is from the annotation of a GenBank genome assembly. NCBI's taxonomy places the organism in Eukaryota, Viridiplantae, Streptophyta, Magnoliopsida, Brassicales, Brassicaceae.
CCGGUUCAACGAUGCGAUGACGGACUUUAUAAACCGAUUGGUUCAUCAAGCGAAUGAAUAAACCGGUAUUUUCCGGGUUUCUUCCGGUUUGUAACGCUGCAUUUCUUCCCUCCCAUUUGUCAUCUUAUCUGCUGGGAAAAAAAAACUGGUAAGGUGAGCAAAUCCGUUAAUCUCUAGAGAAAUCGUAGUCGUAGCGGUGAAAUUCAUCAGCUUCCGCCAUCAAUGGCACUAACCCAGAUAGUGAAUCCCAUCAUCUGCCCGACUCCCACAGUUCCACGACGAUUCACGGCGAUCUCGCCAUUUAAAACCCUAAACCCCCAAUUUUCCCGCUACGCACCUCAGGCACUCUCUCGCAGACUCUUCCUUCCCUCUGUUUCCUCGAUCUGGGAUGCCAUAACCGGCGGCGGAGAUUCAAACCCCCGCGAGGCCAUUGCAGCGGUUCGAAGCGGAAUGCAGCUUUUCAAAAAGGGUGAUGUUUCUGGAUCGGUGACAGAGUUCGAUAGAGCUAUUGUGUUGGAUCCCCGGCAAAAGGCAUAUUUGUGGCAACGCGGGCUUUCUCUUUACUACCUGGAUAGGUUUGAAGCAGGUGCAGAGCAGUUCCGGUUAGAUGUUGCCCAGAACCCAAAUGACACCGAGGAGUCGAUUUGGUGCUUUCUCUGCGAGGCUCGGCUCCACGGUAUUGAUGUUGCACGCAAACAGUUUCUUGAGGUUGGUAGAGAUUCUCGGCCUGUGAUGCGGGAAGCUUAUAACCUAUUCAAGAACGGUGGUGAUCCUGAAAAGUUAGUUAAUGACUUCUCGAGCGGUCAAGCAAGUGAAAUCUUCUACGCUUCGCUGUAUGCAGGGCUCUAUUACGAAGCUGAGGGUAAAUCAGAAAACGCAAAGUUUCAUAUAACCGCGGCUUGUGAAUCUCCAUAUGGGCAGAGGUCUGAUGAUUACAUGGCUUCACUUGCUAAAGUUCACUGCCUUUGUAGAAAUUGGAGCUCCGGUUUUGUUUGAAACGGUUUAUGCUUUUAGAACCUUUCAUUCGUAUUUUAUUUUUUCAAGGCCCAGUUUGUAAAAUCUUAGCCCAAUUAAAAAGUUUAACCCAAGUUUGCAAUUCCCGAGCUUUAUUUCUGGAACUUGAACCAGAAUGUUGUAAUUUUACUAGGCUCCUAAACAAUGUUUGGUGUUAUCCCCUUACAUUACAUAAAAGUGUUAUAAAAAUUAAGAAGGUUCAAUAUCGUUUUCGGUUAAA